UCGCCAUCCAUCUAUCACUCGUCCACCGCUCGCUAUCGAAGAUCGACGUGUACCUCCUACGAAUUUGGGAUCGCCACCACGACGUCGGCCGCAUUUGAUACACAACUUUCGCGAUGGCGGAGCAAGGCCAUGGACUAGAUCAUUCACGAGACCCAUGCCCAUGGGUCGCGCUGUCUGAUUUCGGAGGAGCAUUUUGCAUGGGAGCAAUCGGAGGAGCAGUAUGGCACGGUGUAAAAGGUUUCCGAAACAGUCCCUACGGCGAAAGACGGAUAGGAGCCCUCACAGCAAUCAAAGCCCGCGCACCGGUUCUCGGCGGCAACUUCGGCGUCUGGGGCGGCAUGUUCAGCACAUUUGACUGCGCAGUAAAAGGCGUACGAAAAAAGGAGGAUCCCUGGAACGCCAUCAUCGCGGGAUUCUUCACGGGAGGAGCGCUGGCGGUGCGCGGCGGUCCCCGAGCGAUUCGCAACGGUGCGAUCGGGUGUGCAAUUUUGUUGGCGGUCAUCGAGGGUGUGGGCAUUGGAUUCCAGAGGAUGAUGGCCGAGAACACAAGACUGGAGCUUCCACCGCCGCCUCCGAGUAGUGCGGGCAGUGAAGGACAAUUGGCGGCUGCUUGACUGCCUGUUACGGGGUUGGCGGCGAGGAGUCUGGAGCUGGCGGAGCUGGGGUUGACGGGAGCGUAAAGAAUAUAGAGGGACAGCAUCCGGCGAGAUGAAUUUCUGACUGGAAGAGACGACAUGGCGAUUUGACAGCAUGAGCGGCGGAUGUGGAGGUCUUUCCAGGCCCGGACACCGAUGAAGGGAUCGAAUACACUACACUCUACCCUGUUCCGAAGAUGAUGCAGCGCCGCAGAUCGCGUCGAGCGCUCUAUUUGACGAGGCUCUGGCCUCUGCUCCUGCAAGAUUCGGCUGUAAAAGUACAAUGUAAAUACAAUAUCAUCGAAAGA
Zymoseptoria tritici IPO323 is the source of this 943-nucleotide messenger RNA. RefSeq lists its product as uncharacterized. The transcript has 3 exons. Lineage: Eukaryota; Fungi; Ascomycota; Dothideomycetes; Mycosphaerellales; Mycosphaerellaceae. Bases 114 to 614 code for a protein of 166 amino acids. The record is from RefSeq and is a predicted model, not a curated record. Gene Ontology annotation, biological process: protein import into mitochondrial matrix. Gene Ontology annotation, molecular function: transmembrane protein transporter activity. Gene Ontology annotation, cellular component: mitochondrial inner membrane; TIM23 mitochondrial import inner membrane translocase complex.